Messenger RNA from Diplodia corticola, 1278 nucleotides. RefSeq lists its product as uncharacterized. The transcript has a single exon. NCBI's taxonomy places the organism in Eukaryota, Fungi, Ascomycota, Dothideomycetes, Botryosphaeriales, Botryosphaeriaceae. The record is from RefSeq and is a predicted model, not a curated record. Bases 1 to 1278 code for a protein of 425 amino acids.
AUGGCCGAGGCCACCCAGCUCGCCAUUGAGCACCGCCCGUCUCCGCAUCUGCACGAGCGCACGUCAACGCAUCGGUCAAGAUCUGAAGCAACUCUGCUUGGCCUGCCUACAGAGAUCCGCCUCUACAUAUUCGCUUACCUCUUGCCUGACAAAGGCGACCAUUGGGAUCGAUGCGCCUGCCAUAACUCUGAGAAGGAUGACUGCGAGCUAAGUGUACCACAACAACGCGAAGAGCCCUGUGGAUACCUGGCCGUCAUGCUGUCCUGUCGCACCGUCUUCAAUGAAGCAGUCGAUAUGCUUUACAAGCCAUUCGUCGGCUCGGGAGGCACAGGCGGAGCAGUGCCACAUCUCUUUGUUGACGCGGACACCAUCCUCAUGACGGGGUACCCUCAGAUGUUCUGCCGUACCCACCUUACAUAUCGAGAUGGCACGGCUGGUGUCUUCCAGAGGAUCAGAAAGCUUCACAUCGUUAUCGAGUCGAAGUUGAGCGACUUAUCAUAUGCCUGUGACUGCUGUGAAUGGCGGUACUUCGACCCCAAGAUGUCUUUACGCCCGUUUGGUCUUGACGACAAGAGCCAGGCCUUGGAUAAUGUCCGUUGGCUGGCAGAGCAGCUGAGUGGGUCUGAUGGCUUCGACCAACUCGCCAUCACGAUGCGCUGGGAUCGGGACGACGAAGUUGAUGAAGAUGACCUGCCAGAACUCCUGGAUUCCCGGUUGAUGAUGAAGCCGUUCAAGGCCCUUCGAAACGUCAAAGAGUUGAAGAUUGGAGGCCUUGGCACAUUCAUCGAAGAGCUCGUGGAACGCGCAGAGAUAGAAGACGACACGAUCGACGCAUGGAAAGAAAUUCUUGAGUACAAGAACGAGAUGAGGGUUAUUCUGGGAAGCAACGCUCCGGUGAACGAGAAUCCCAUACCGCUCUCGACAUGGUUGAGCUUCAAGCAGAUUGCCAAAAGGCUCAUGGAAUUUGCGCCACAAGUGGGCGCGCAGAAGUUUGUCGAACGGGCUAGCAAGGCGAUGAAUAGCCAAGAUAAAAAGGUGUUCCAGAGAGCCUUGAACGAGCUUUUCAGCGCGUGGAAGGAUGAACAAAAGCAGAGAAAAAGGAUUGCCACUCAAUUCAGCGAACUUCGCCAAGCAACUUUCUUGGACAUUCCAGCUGGCAAACGCAAGGAGGAUGAUCCUGACGGGAUACUCGAGUCCUCACCAUUCUCAUGGGCCAAUCGCUGCAUCGACAAGGAAGACCGUGCGUACAUCAACUUCCUUCAGAGUAUCAACAAAUAA